AUGCAUGUAAGUCCAGUCAGCGCCCUGUGGUUGCGGAAGAAUAAAAGAAAGCAGAAGAAGAAUGAGAUGAGAGUAUCAACUCUUCACUGGCUGCUGGCAUCUUCUUCCCCACCACAUGAAAAAGCAAAAGUCAGGAUAGGACGAGGCAGUGUCAGCAGCCGCCAUCUCUCGUCGGCACUCUUCUACCAUGGCUCUCUACCGUCUCCCCGUAUGAACCGGGGCAACAUCAACCCGAACGUUAUCAACGCCCAGUAUGCCGUCCGUGGAGAGCUGGCCGUCAAGGCAGAGCAGUACCGACUAGCCCUUGCAAGAGGCGAGAAGCUACCCUUCGACAGAGUCAUCUUCGCCAACAUCGGCAACCCCCAGCAGCUCGAGCAGAAGCCCAUCACUUUCUCCCGCCAGGUACUGAGUCUGCUGGAGUACCCCCCUCUUCUCGAGAACGAAGAGGCCCUCAAGUCUUCCUUUGGAUAUAAAUCCGAUGUCAUCGCACGGGCUAAGACGCUGCUGGCGGAUGUCCAGAGUGUAGGCGCAUACAGCCAGAGUCUAGGAGCGCCCGGCAUCAGACAGAGCGUCGCAGACUUCAUUGCCCGUCGAGAUGGGUUCCCAGCUAACCAGGCAGACGUAUACCUGACCGCCGGUGCAUCAUCGGGAGUCAACACCAUCCUCAAUGUCAUCUGUGCCGGCAAGAAGACUGGUGUGCUCGUGCCUAUCCCCCAGUAUCCGCUCUACACCGCAACUCUCUCACUGCUUGACGCUACGUGUGUGCCAUACUACCUCAAUGAAUCUCAGUCCUGGGCCACGGACGUUGAGGAGAUCAAGACUGCGCUCGCCAAGGGCCAGAAUGCCGGAACUGACAUUCGUGCCAUUGUGAUUAUCAACCCGGGCAACCCCACUGGCGCCAGCCUCAACCCCACAGCCAUCAAGGAUGUCAUCGAUAUUGCGGCUGAGAAGCAGCUAGUCAUCAUUGCUGACGAGGUGUACCAAACCAACGUAUUCAAGGGUGAAUUCACUUCAUUCAAGAAGCGUCUGCGUGAGCUACAGGCCGAGUUCCCCAACAAGUAUGACGGCGUUGAGCUUGUAUCACUCCAUUCGGUCUCAAAGGGAAUGGUGGGCGAGUGUGGACACCGAGGAGGAUACUUUGAACUUGUCGGUUUCAAACCUGAAGUUGUCGAGCAGAUCUACAAGUUUGUGAGCAUCAUGCUUUGCCCACCUGUGAUAGGCCAGUGUCUACUCGAAUGCAUGGUGCACCCACCCGUCGAAGGUGAGGAGAGCUACGAGCUGUAUCGGAAGGAGUACAACGAUAUUGCCGAGGGAUUGAGGCAACGUGCAUUUGCCCUCUACGAGGCCUUCAAGAAGAUGGAAGGAGUCGAGUGCCAGGAGCCUCAGGGAGCUAUGUACCUUUUCCCAACAAUCCACCUCCCGGCCAAGGCUGUUGCGGCAGCUACCAAGGCGGGCCGCAAGGCCGAUGAGUUCUACUGUCUCCGCCUCCUCGAUGCCACCGGUGUAUGCGUCGUUCCCGGCUCAGGCUUUGGACAGAAAGAAGGCACUCUGCACUUCCGCACGACCUUCCUGGCUCCCGGAACCGAGUGGGUAGACCGCAUCGUGAAGUUCCACAGUGACUUCAUGAACGAAUUUAGAGACUAA
This is a messenger RNA of Microsporum canis CBS 113480, 1644 nucleotides long. RefSeq names its product alanine transaminase. Bases 1 to 1644 code for a protein of 547 amino acids. Gene Ontology annotation, biological process: biosynthetic process. NCBI's taxonomy places the organism in Eukaryota, Fungi, Ascomycota, Eurotiomycetes, Onygenales, Arthrodermataceae. The transcript has 3 exons. Gene Ontology annotation, molecular function: pyridoxal phosphate binding; L-alanine:2-oxoglutarate transaminase activity. The record is from RefSeq and is a predicted model, not a curated record.